AACAUCUCUCUUCGUUAACCAUUCAUUCAGCAUCACGUAGCGGUAAACUCCAAUUUCCCAGUUUAAUAUGCACAAAGCGUCCGCGGCGCCUUGUAUCCUUUCUCUUCGUCUCUCUUUCUGAGCCCUUGUUGGCGUUUCUUUCCAUGAGCUAUUGCUCGCAUGGCCACCCCUCAAGAGUCCAUUACGACGGUAAACGGGAGACGAUGUACUCGCUCUCGGGCCCGAACGGCCCUUACAACCUCAGAGACUCCAGCAACAUCCGCAGCCGCCGCCCCUCCCCAAGUCACCACGUCCACGACCGUUGAGGAGGCACCGAAAAUACAGACCAGCACCAGCCAAGCACCUCCGCCACCUCCUCCCUCUUCGACGGCACCGGCACCAGCCCCGACUACGUCUACCCAGCAGACAGCACAGCAGCCCCCCGCAGUGCCUACAACAUCUACGACGGAAGCAGCAGCAACAUCCGCGAUAGGUACGAGUAGCCCGGCCCCUACAUCUUCGGAGCGGGUGACACCGCUGGCUCUCGCAUCUUCAGCUCGUGCAACAGCAGCUGCUCAGAAGCAGCCAGAAACUCAAGCGGCACCGGAAGUGUUUUCUCCGGCCGCUGCGGUUCCUCUGUCUGUGUCUUCGCAAGCUGCUGCGGCUUCACAAGUUGCUGUGGCGGUGUCUUCAGCCCCGCCUCCGCCUCCAAGUCCCGUACCAACAAGUUCUGACACAGAACAAAUAGCUGUUCCAACGUCACUCGUUGCAUCUUCGCGCGCACCGGCUCGCUUCACAGCUCCGGCUAUAUCUGAAGGUGCCACAUCGGACGCAAGCCCUCCGCUCGCGAUAGAAACCGACACGAAUGCACAGCCGUCUGUGACAGAAGCGCCUGCCAUCGCAGAACCACAGCCCACUACUUCGCUAGUAGAUUCCACACCGACCGGAGGAUCAGCUGGCAUAAUUGCACCGGAACAGGGAAACUCUAGCGACAACAGUCCCUUGACUUUUGCGAAUGGUGGGAACAUAGGAGGCAUAAUUGGGGGUGUCUUCGGCGGUGUGGCUGCGUUAGCCUUGAUCAGCGUAUUGCUCUUCGUCUGCUUGCGGAAACGGAAGUCGCGACCGGUGCGAUGGAACGAGAAGCAAGAGACAGGCCCAAGCUUCCUGGCCAGGUUGAAGACGAUACCCAGCGGAGUGGGGGCAUUCGUUGCCAGGAUCAAAGGAAGCCAAUCCGGCCCGAUCAGCAAUCCCUACCAACGCCAUGCUGCGCAAACCAGCGUUGGUUCGGUGUACUCGAGGGACUCCAACGGCAGAGGUCGCUCGACCAGCGAGCCGCAAGGAUUCUUCGGUGUCAAGCGUGCGGGCUCGAGCAACAGCAGGUCAAGCAAGAAGAGCGAGAGGAAUCUGCUUCGAAAGAAGCCAAGCAGCAUCUCCUCAAAUUACCGGUUUCCAGGGAUUGUCGAAGACACAGGUUCGCCAAAUCCCUUUGCUGACCCGAAAAGUACGCUGUUGGUACUCAACCCAGAUCCUCGAAGCGCGCCUGUUACACCGCAAGUCCCUGUUGCUGCUGCCGACACUGAACCCAGAGAUCCUUUUGCAUCUAUUCAGGAUCCCCCUGGAGCUGGACCAGCUUGGGCUCAAGUACCGACUCACCAUCAUACACGUACUAUAAGCUCAGUGUCGGCCCUAAGCUCACAUCCCGUGUCGUCCUUCUAUACGGCCGAUAACCCGUUCCGAGAUCCACCUUAUGCGCCGCCUGCUCCCAGUCAGGCGGUUCUACCAAGCCAUACCCGUCGUUCGUCCAUGGCAUUGCCAAGUUUCAACGCGCUGUCCACCGUGGACGCAACCUCUACCUUCGCCUCUCGCGACUCUGACAUGUUCUUCGGAGAACCAGGACCAAGCAGGCCUGCCACCAACUUCUUCACUCCAAUGCCAACUGGUCGUACGGUCCGACAAUCGGAUCCUUUUGACCUCGACCGACCUGAAGUUCUUGGCUUUACAAGCGUCUUCAACAUCAACAGGAAAGAAGUGGCCGGAAACAUCACGCGACAACCUACACGAAGUAAAAGAACAAGUAGCGUCGGUAAUUGGGGCAACGCGGCGCCAGACGCCAACAACUAUGGCUUGUUUCCGAGAGACAGCACAAAGCAGCCACCACCAUGGGGACCGAACGGCAGGAGAUGACGACAGCCACACAACGAUACAAUGUCGCAAUGGAGGAACCUUUCGCGCACAAGACGCGUAAAGACAUAAUGAGCAAUAACACGGACGGCGUCCCACGAUCUUUUCUCUCGAUGGCAGGAAGUAUUCCGCGGGCUCCAUCACCCCCUUUUUGUUUUACCCAACACAUACACAUUUCCUCCCACACUUUACCACGAACUGAGCGAGCAAGCCAAACACCAUAUUUUCUGUAACAUAUAUCCCCCACUACAGGUUUUCCUGUAGUUGUCGUAGCGUAGCAUAGCGUAAAAUAUACCCCUCAAUGAAUACCAUUACGUAUAUCUGUAUCGAUUGUUCCGAGCAAAGAUUGUUGUAAGUAAAGGAGAAGAUUAGUGAUCGUUGCAUUGAGAGC
Alternaria rosae is the source of this 2551-nucleotide messenger RNA. RefSeq lists its product as uncharacterized. Lineage: Eukaryota; Fungi; Ascomycota; Dothideomycetes; Pleosporales; Pleosporaceae. The record is from RefSeq and is a predicted model, not a curated record. The transcript has a single exon. The coding region runs from base 160 to 2163 and encodes 667 amino acids.